AUGGCGUGGGACCACCUCUCCAUCACCAAGCCGCAUCUGGUCUACCUGAUCCUCGGAGGCUUCACCAGCCUGUUCAUGCUGUGCUCUUCAGUAAUCAAAGAGCGCCUGUACAUUGGUGAAGCUACCGUCGCGACCAUAUGUGGUAUCAUAUUCGGCCCGCACGCGGCGAACCUCAUAGACCCGUCGACAUGGGGCAACGUUGACUUGAUCACGCUAGAGUUUUCGCGCAUCGUUCUGGUCGUGCAAUGCUUCGCCGUCGGCGUCGAAUUGCCGCGCGCAUACAUGGAGAAGCACUGGAGGUCGGUCGUCCUCCUCCUCUUACCAGUCAUGACAUUCGGCUGGUUGAUAACCAGCCUGUUCAUCUGGGGCUUGUUCCAUGCCCAUCUUAAUUGGCUGGAUAGUCUGUGCAUCGCCGCUUGCGUUACCGCCACGGACCCUGUCCUAGCUUCGUCGGUUGUCGGUAAAGGAAAGUUCGCCAAGCGAGUGCCAAAGCAUUUGCGAGAUCUGCUAUCCUGCGAAUCCGGCUGCAACGAUGGCAUGGCCUUUCCCUUCGUUUACUUGGCCAUCUACCUCAUCGAGUACCGUCCCGACGCUAAUCAGGUUGCUUAUCACUGGUUCUGCUACACAGUCCUCUAUGAAUGCAUCUUUGGCGCUUUCUAUGGAUUCGUCGUAGGAUAUAUUGCACGUCGCGCAAUUAGAUGGGCUCACGAAAAGGACCUCAUUGAUCGUGAGAGUUUCCUCGUCUUCUACUUUGUGCUGGCGCUCUUUUGUGCCGGCUCAGGUUCCUUGCUUGGAAUGGAUGACUUGCUCGUAGGUUUCGCUUGCGGAGUCGGCUUCUCCAACGACGGAUGGUUUCUCGAGAAAACCGAGGAGUCACACGUCUCCAACGUUAUCGAUUUGCUCAUCAACUUGGCUUUCUUCGUUUACUUUGGCUCCAUCAUUCCCUGGGAGCAGUUCAAUUCGGACAUUAUCGGUCUAUCGCCAUGGCGUCUAGUUGUCCUUGGUAUUCUGGUGCUUUUCUUCCGCCGGAUUCCCAUCAUGCUGAUGCUCAAACCCGUCAUACCCGACAUCAAGACAUGGCGCGAGGCUUCUUUUGCUGGUCACUUUGGGCCUAUUGGUGUUGGUGGCUUGUUUGUCGCUAUCCUUGCAAGAGCUGAACUCGAGACCGAAACGACAACCCCUCUAGCCGUACUACCGGAGCCAGGAUUUGAACAUCUGAACAUUAUUGAGAUGAUCUGGCCGAUUACCUGUUUCUUGGUCAUUGUCAGCAUCAUCGUCCAUGGCAGUUCCAUUGCAGUCUUUACCCUGGGCAAGCGCAUCAACACGCUUACAAUCUCCAUGUCUUACACACAAGCGAACGAAAAUGGGCCUGGCUGGAUGGAUCGUCUUCCUCGCAUUCAGUCACGUUCCAGGUCUUCCAUGGCUCGACGCCCCUCUGAAUCUUCGUAUGACGAAAAAGCGGAAUUGGCAGCGGCAGGUUUCGGUGGCACGUUCCUCCGCCGCCAAAAGGAAGACAAAACCCAAAGCCGGAACCACAGCCGAUCCAACUCAGCAGAGCCGCGAGGACGACGCUGGGAUGCGGGUCGUGGACCAGGUGGGCCCAUCUCGCAAUCUGCCAUCGCUCCAAACAGGCGCGACGAUGCCCAGACAGCGACAGUGUCACCAGAGGAAGAUACCGAUACUUUUGCUGAUGCGAUGGCCAUCUCUAGUGAGAGUUCGUCGAGUGGAGAGAAGAUGAAGAUGCGGGAGCCUGAAGAAGAAAUCUACCAGGAAGGCCACAACACAGUCUUUGAAGAUAAAGAAGGCAAUGUUCUUGGAGUCAGGGACAGCCAUGGGGAGCAUGGCGCGGAACGACGGAGACAUGAUAGUGAGAGGGCAGAGGAACUACUGAAGAAAAAGGACGUCCAACAUGGGGUGUCGCAAAAGGAGCACAAUGGUACAUUUGAAGAAGCAUCUGGUAAGAUUGGGGAUGCGGUUGAGCAUCCUCACAAGACAUGGCGCAACCGAAUGCAAAGUUACACAGGUCGCGCUCCCAAGGAUGGAAAGGCAGCAGAGCCCUUGAAGGCUGAGAAGCCAGCACACAAGUCAGGCAAGCAUGGUCCCGCCCUCGCAUAUCAAUAUGGUAAUACCAUUAUUGUUGAAGAUGAGGAUGGUGAGGUCCUGAAGAAGUACGAUAUUCCAAAGGGGCCGAAGGAAGGUCGGCCUGCGAACACUCGUGGCCAGUCUAUGGCGGAGACGUCGACGAGUCGUGCUGUGCAAAGUCUGAAGCGCAUGGGAACCCACAUGGGCGUGGCAGCUACUCAGCAGGCAGGCCCAUCCGGCACUCAACCCACCAGUAACAAGAAGAAGAAAGCAGCAGAGUUAGCAGCGAAGGAGCAAGAGGACGACGACCUGCUUCGUUUCACCGUUACAGCUGGAGGGCGUCGGAUGAGCAAGUUGGAAUUCAUCCAACAGAUGUCGCAGAUGAACCCGAAAGACCGGGCCAAGUUUGUGCAGAGCAGCGAUGCUCCCGAGGCUGUCAAGGAUGCCGCACAUCAGGACGCAAAGGACCAUACCGCCGAACAACGACGCCGCGCAGCCUCUGUGCAAGCGAACGUUCCUCCUGUCGUUGGUGAAGCGGGCGAGGCCGAGUUGCAAAAGAUUCCAUCGCCAGCAGCGGAUGCGGAAGGGAAACCUCGUGGUCCGGAGGGGUUGACGCUUGUCGACAGCAACAACGAACAUGUGCCAUUCCACUCCGUACGCCAGGAUCUCGAGGGUUACUCGAAUGAUCAGGGUCCCGAGACCGCUGCGCAGCGCCGACGUCGUCGAGCUGCCGAGCAAUCUGCCGAGCAAUCCCCAAGCCAAGGACCCCGAGCCCCUAACACCAGCGCUGAACCGCAACCCCAAGAAGACGAAGGCUUCGAAGGCGAAACCGCAGCAGAACGCAAGCGUCGUUUAGGCGCCCUUGGUGUAGGCAACGACGAUACCCCCGAAUCCGACUCUGAAAAUGAGCUGGAGACUGGCGAUCCGCUCGAAACUGGUCGCGGUACUCACUCCAAUGCCGAGCACAGCGGCAAGGUGCUCUCACCUGCACGUCGCACCCCCGGCAUUCGCUUCGCUGAUCAGCCCCGCGUACCGACCAAAGAUGAGCGUGCAGCCGAAGACGCACGGGAGAAGGAGGAUUUGGAUCGUGAAAAGGAGCAAAAGAGGAAGAGUGGGCUUGGUAGACUUGUUAGUCGCAAGUAG
Messenger RNA from Pyrenophora tritici-repentis Pt-1C-BFP, 3225 nucleotides. RefSeq names its product NhaP, NhaP-type Na+/H+ and K+/H+ antiporter. Gene Ontology annotation, molecular function: sodium:proton antiporter activity. The record is from RefSeq and is a predicted model, not a curated record. Gene Ontology annotation, cellular component: plasma membrane. Gene Ontology annotation, biological process: regulation of membrane potential; proton export across plasma membrane; intracellular potassium ion homeostasis. NCBI's taxonomy places the organism in Eukaryota, Fungi, Ascomycota, Dothideomycetes, Pleosporales, Pleosporaceae.